Sesamum indicum (sesame) is the source of this 814-nucleotide messenger RNA. RefSeq names its product PHD finger-containing protein 1-like. NCBI's taxonomy places the organism in Eukaryota, Viridiplantae, Streptophyta, Magnoliopsida, Lamiales, Pedaliaceae. Gene Ontology annotation, biological process: negative regulation of transcription elongation by RNA polymerase II. The record is from RefSeq and is a predicted model, not a curated record. Gene Ontology annotation, molecular function: histone reader activity.
AAGAACAAUGGGAAUCAAGAACAUCUGUCUACAAUGUGGUGAUGUAGGAUACGAAACAUCCUUAGUUUACUGCAACAACUGCCAGGAAUGCGCUGUACAUCGAUAUUGCAUGGAUGUAAUGCCCAACCCCAACGACAAAUCUGUCGAUUGGCUUUGCGAGGACUGCAUAAAAUCCAAACCAUCGAAGAAAUUCAGGAAGAGAAGGCGGGUCGUAGUGGAAUCCGAUAAUGAGAUCACCAGGCGGGAACCAGGAGUUGAGACCAAGAGCAAGUACAUGGAAUCGGAAUGUGAUAACGAGGUUUUGUGCAAAGGAAGCAAGGGCUUCUUGUAUUCUUUCGCUGCUGCUGGAGGGAUAACAUGCGCAGAACCCCUCGUUCGUCCCAUCUGGACGGGGUGUUUCGAAGUUGAAUCCGGCCGCCGACGAAUGGAGGGUUUUGCUGCUCAUUUGUCUGUAAGAUCGUGCGAGAAAGUGAUCAAUGAGGCUGCCGCGUUCGAGAAGGUGAUGCCGGUUGAGAUUCUGCAGAGGUCUUUCGUUUGGCCGAAGAGUUUUGAGGCGUCAGGGCCGACGGAUGAUAAUAUUGCGGUGUAUUUCUUUCCGUCUCUGAUGAAGUACGAAGACGUUUACGACUACCUGGUUUUCGAGAUGAUGCGGGACGAUGUUGCAAUGAGGGUUCGGGUGAGGAACGCGGAGCUAUUGAUUUUCACUUCGGUUGAGUUGCCAUCGAGGUUUAGGAGAUUCCAGGGGAAGCUUUAUCUGUGGGGAGUUUUCAGGGAAAAGCAGGCUGCCUAGCUGGUUGUCUGAAUGGCGCUUAAG